AAGGUGGUCCAACAGGUCUUAAAAACAACAACAGAGGCUCUGAUCCAGGUCAACAUCCAGAAGAACCUGGUGGGCUCAGCCAUGGCAGGAAGCAUCGGUGGCUUUAACGCACACUCAGCCAACCUGGUGGCUGCCAUCUACAUUGCAUGUGGACAGGAUCCAGCUCAGUCAGUGGGCAGCAGUAACUGCAUCACACUCAUGGAGCCCUCAGGACCAACAGGAGAGGACCUGUACAUCACCUGCACUAUGCCCUCUAUAGAACUGGGUACUGUGGGAGGGGGCACCAACCUGCCCCCKCAGCAGGCCUGCCUCCAGAUGUUGGGUGUACAGGGAGCAUGUCAGACGUGUCCAGGAGAGAACGCACGUCAGCUGGCCCGGAUCGUUUGUGCUACAGUUCUAGCUGGAGAGCUGUCGCUGAUGAGUGCACUGGCUGCAGGACAACUUGUCAAAAGUCACAUGAUACACAACAG
This is a messenger RNA of Austrofundulus limnaeus, 470 nucleotides long. Its product is annotated as 3-hydroxy-3-methylglutaryl-coenzyme A reductase. Gene Ontology annotation, biological process: isoprenoid biosynthetic process; sterol biosynthetic process; coenzyme A metabolic process. Gene Ontology annotation, cellular component: endoplasmic reticulum membrane; peroxisomal membrane. Gene Ontology annotation, molecular function: hydroxymethylglutaryl-CoA reductase (NADPH) activity. Lineage: Eukaryota; Metazoa; Chordata; Actinopteri; Cyprinodontiformes; Rivulidae. The record is from RefSeq and is a predicted model, not a curated record.